This is a messenger RNA of Camellia sinensis, 1195 nucleotides long. The record is from RefSeq and is a predicted model, not a curated record. NCBI's taxonomy places the organism in Eukaryota, Viridiplantae, Streptophyta, Magnoliopsida, Ericales, Theaceae.
UCAUCUCUCUCUCAUUGCAGCGCCUCUCUCUCUGUCUUCAGCGUCCCUCUCCCUCUCCCUCUCCUUCUCCUUCUCCUUUUCCCUCUCCCUUUCCGCUGCUUCAUCUCUCACCACCACUCCUCAUCGCGUUUUCCGGCAACCAGAGCAUCGAUUCACCUCCUUGUUGGUCAUCGUCGCCUGAAAUCAAUCCAUCACCCACGUAAGCUCGAUCGGCGGCUCCUCCCUCACAUAUUGCAGAGACAUAAUAGAUAGAUAGGAUUUGGAUGAGGCGCGCCAAAAAUCUCUACAACUACCAACCAUCGCCCAUGUCGUUCUCUCUCUCCUCCACCAUCAUCCCUCACACUAGGGUUUCCAUAAAUGUCUCCCUUACUCCAAUUCAACCUUUUUUCUCAACCCUUCUUCCCUCAAUUCGAUCCAAGGGAACUCGCAGAGAACACACAGUAACUCCAAUUCACCCCACACUUGGCCGCAUUCUCGUCAAAAACCCUUCAAUGGAUUCUCUGGAGGACAUCUCAUACUUGCUAAGGAUUCCACAAAGAAAGCCCUAUGGGACAAUGGAGGGUAAUGUGAAGAAAGCUCUAAAGGUAUCACUCAUUUUCUUCUCAUGUAUAAUGCAGGGUCAGUCACACAACCGCAACGAGCUGUUUGUCAUCCAUGGCCAUGAAGAGCACAAGCCUUUGAAGGAUUUGACAGGUAAAUUCUGUGAGAUAUGCGGCGAUGGAAUUGGGCUGACGGUGGACGGAGACUUGUUUGUGGCUUGUAAUGAAUGUGGUUUUCCAGUGUGUCGCCCGUGUUAUGAGUAUAAGAGAAGAGAAGGCUCCCAACUGUGCCCUUAGUGCAAGACCAGAUACAAACAUCUCAAAGAUACUACUAACAAAACUCAUCAGUCAUACUGUUGUUGCUGUUGUUGAAUUUCACUAGAGCCUAAGGCUGAAGAGGUUAAGAAGGAACUCACAGGUAGACAUGUACAAUGGGGUUUUGACAUCUCUAUCUUUUGGGUGCUAUUUGCUAGUGAAGACCCAUAAGGAUAUUUUUGGCGUGGAAUUGUAGAUAUUCCUUUUUUCUCUACGGAGGACAUGGUUUUUGUACUACUUUUUAUUCUGUAUGAAUUUAUUAUUUUUAGUUGGAAUAUACUUGGUUUGUAUAAAAUUUGACAUUAAAAGUUAUUCUCUUUUUUGGAUGGUUACAAGUGAAA